Ylistrum balloti is the source of this 1484-nucleotide messenger RNA. Its product is annotated as zinc finger protein 862-like. Gene Ontology annotation, molecular function: protein dimerization activity. Bases 5 to 1318 code for a protein of 437 amino acids. Lineage: Eukaryota; Metazoa; Mollusca; Bivalvia; Pectinida; Pectinidae. The record is from RefSeq and is a predicted model, not a curated record. The transcript has a single exon.
CUUCAUGUCAGACAACUGCAGUGUGAUGACAGGACGUCAUAACUCCGUCAUCAGUCGCAUUCGGGAGGUGCAACCAGAUAUAUUUGACUUGGGGUGUGUGUGCCAUUUGGCCAAUUUGUGUACUGUGGCAGCUGUUAAAACCAUACCAUUGCCUGUUGAGGACCUUCUGAUCGACAUCUUCUACCACUUUCAUCAUAGUGCCAAGCGCAAAGAAGAAUAUAAGGAAUUCCUGGACUUCCUUAAUAUUGAGCCAGCCAAGAUCCUCAAGCACUGUUCAACCAGAUGGCUUAGUCUUCAGAGAGCAGUUGAGCGAACUCUCCAUCAUUGGCCAGCCCUGAAGUCGUACUUCUUAUCUCACGAAGAUGUGGAGAAGCCUGGACGUGUCAAGAGAUGUGCUGACCUGUUGUCUAACUCUGAGAUGUUGCUCUACUUCCAUUUCCUGCAAUUUAUUCUCCCCUUCCUUGUGGAAUUCAACACCAUGUUCCAGGCAGAUGACACUCGUCUUCCAUACCUGGGAAAGGAGAUGCAACAACUCUUGAGGAAGCUGCUUGGAAAGUUUGUCUUGGCGAAGACGAUAAGGGAAGCAGAGGAUGUGACAGCCGUACCUUACAGAGACACCACUGUUCAUCUGAAAGAUCCAUACCUAGCUGUUGGACUUUGCACUCGGGCUUACCUAAGUGAGCAUGAUGAAGACACUCAAGGAGUCACAGCAAGGUUCUUCAGCAGUGUGAGGAGAUUUUACAUAGCAGCUGUGGACAAGAUGGUGAAGAAAUUCCCAUUUCAUGACCCAGUCAUCAACAAACUUCAGUUUCUUGUGCCUUCCUCACGGGAUCAUGUAAAUCCAGCAGAUGUUGUGGAGAUAGGGAAGAGAUUUCCUUCUGUCAUUCAGGAUGGUCAACUUGGCACCCUUGAGGAGGAAUAUAGAGAAUUUCAGUUAUGCCCGGAUGCUGACUUGCCAAAGUGGGAGGAUGGGAAAACACCUGUAGACAGUUUCUGGGGAGGGAUUGCCAGCUGUAAGACUGCAGUAACCAGGUCCAUGCGAUUCCCCAUUUUAUACAAACUGGCCACAUCAUUGUGUACCCUGCCGAACAGCAACGCUGACUGUGAACGAGUGUUUUCAGUGCUACGGAAGGUACAAACGGACCAAAGAUCACUUUUAGACCGGUCAACUUUGUCAGCUUUACUGACCUGCAAGCUGAACAGGGAUGAGGACUGCUACAAUUAUAAGCCAUCGACAACGACUUUAGCGACCGCGAAAUCCACAUGUGUUAGCUACAAUAAGGAACUGUCAUGUUCCCCCUCUAUCUUCAGAGAUUAGACUGAGUUUCUAUGCGAUAAAAUUAAAUUAUUUAAAUUAGUGACAUGUUUCUAAUGGUUUGGAUGCAAGAUUAUAUUGUGAGGUUGUUGUGAUUGGUUUUUUUCUUUAUGGAAUUGUGUUCAGAGUCAGAGUGAGACCUCUAUUUUGAUAUAAUUUAUUUCUACAA